CGGGACUGUGGGGUGGGGUCACGCACGCGCACUUUCUCACAUGCGAAUAAGGAAGGUCUCGUGGGUGUUGUUCUUCGGCCUUCAUUCUCCUGUAGAGCCCUAAUUUCUCAUCUCAGUUCACCAUGUUCCCGGAACUCAAUGACCUUCUCAGCACCACCCCAGACAAGACCGAGCAGGGGAAACUGACUCUGCUCUGUGAUGCCAAGACAGAUGGCAGCUUCCUUGUGCAUCACUUCCUCUCCUUCUACCUCAAAGCUAAUUGUAAAGUCUGCUUUGUGGCGCUCGUCCAGUCCUUUAGCCACUAUAAUAUUGUGGGACAGAAGCUGGGUGUCAGCCUGACAGCAGCUCGGGAACGUGGGCAGCUUGUAUUCCUGGAGGGCCUCAAGUCCUCAGUGGGUCUCUUCUUCCACACUCAGGAGGCGCCUCACCCCUGCAGGUAUCUCCGUGUAGCCAGUGCAGGGAACCUCCAGUUGCUGUAUGAGUUUGUACAGGACACCCUGAAGCCUGUGGACGGUGGGGAAACGCCGUGGAAGUACCCGGUGCUGCUGGUGGAUGACCUCAGUGUGCUGCUGAGCCUGGGCGUGGGGGCAGUUUCUGUGCUGGACUUCAUGCAGUACUGCCGCGCCGUGAUCUGCUGUGAAUGGAAGGGAAAUGUGGUGGCGCUCGUGCAUGACAGCGAGAAUGCUGGGGAUGAGGAGAAUGACGUCCUGCUGAGUGGCCUCAGUCAUCAAAGCCACCUAAUCCUGCGAGCUGAGGGCCUGGCCACUGGAUUCUGCAAGGAUGUGCAUGGACAGCUGAGGAUCCUCUGGAGGAGGCCGUCACAGCCCACAACCCAGCGGGAUCGAAGCCUCACUUACCAGUACAAGAUACAGGACAAGAAUGUGUCCUUUUUUGCCAAGGGAAUGUCUCCUGCUAUUCUGUGACCUGAUUUGAAGACAACUGAAGUGACUCUGGGUGGUUUUGGGUGUGGAAGACAAAGCAGCUGGGCAGGAAUGGACCUUCAGACCUUUGGCACACUCUUCAGGCUGGCCUGCAGCUCCACCGGGACCGGGAGGAUGGAAUGGUGCUGUGAGGGUGUGGGUGCCUUAGUUCCCCAGGUCUCUGCGCAGGAAACACAGUGAGGAGUCUGCAUGUGGCUUCUGCUGAGAGGCUGCGUGGUGAACCCAGCAGAAUGGUCCUUUGGAGCAUCCCGUGUAACUCACCUGCCUGUUUUUGGUGGCUGUGCCUUUAAGAGCCACUGCAGGUAGAAUGAAGCAGCCAGGAAGUUGUCAUGAAUGGCAGCCUUCCUGACUGACAACUAGGAUAAUGACUGGAAUAAAGAAGAUUCCCACACCGGC
This is a messenger RNA of Peromyscus leucopus (white-footed mouse), 1337 nucleotides long. It is a transcript of the gene Elp6, whose product is annotated as elongator acetyltransferase complex subunit 6. The coding region runs from base 123 to 923 and encodes 266 amino acids. Gene Ontology annotation, cellular component: elongator holoenzyme complex. NCBI's taxonomy places the organism in Eukaryota, Metazoa, Chordata, Mammalia, Rodentia, Cricetidae. The record is from RefSeq and is a predicted model, not a curated record. Gene Ontology annotation, biological process: tRNA wobble uridine modification. The transcript has 8 exons.